Molecule: messenger RNA, 2042 nt
Organism: Betta splendens (Siamese fighting fish)
Lineage: Eukaryota; Metazoa; Chordata; Actinopteri; Anabantiformes; Osphronemidae
Exons: 6
Coding region: 251-601 (116 amino acids)
Source: RefSeq, a predicted model, not a curated record
CGGCGGGGCACUCCUCAGCAAGAUGGCUGCAUUGCUGCGCGCAAUAGUGGCAUCCUGGUGAAAUGACGCAAGCCACAGUUUAGGCUCAGUCCUCCAGGCGCUCGCCUCUCCAGUCUCCAUAGCGCAGAUCCCGCCCGACACACAGCCGGAAGACCGAGCCGGCGAUCCCCCCCAGUGGACCGAGCCGAACCGGUUCGUCUGAGUAAGCCAGGUGAGAGUGCCAUGAGGAGAGGCUUCAGCGCGUGAGGCCAUGGGCUGCACCUCGGCCAAGCAGGUGUCGGCCGUGCCCAACGAUGAGGAGGCACGCGGCAAGGCCUACAGCAACGGAGACCUCUUCACCGAUGAAUACAAGAUGAAGGGAGUGGAGGAGGUGAAGUACAUGAGAGGGGAGGAAAACCGAGUGAAUGCACGCAACCAGGAGAACCUGGAGAAGAGUAAUGUGCAGUACAGAGGCAAACAGCAAAAAGAAGUCGCUGCCGCAAACAUCAAGUCGAAUAUUCACACGUCGGAAAGCCAGCAGGAAUUUUUCAGGAUGCUGGACGAGAAGAUUGAGAAGGGGCGAGACUACUGUUCGGAGGAAGAGGAGGAAGAUGGGACAUAGCACAGAGGCCCCCGGACUUCACCCCCCACAGAGAGCCUCGCCGUGUGUGUGUGUGUGUGUGUGUGUGUGUGUGUGUGAGUGUGUGUGUGUGUGCGUGUAAAGGCAUACUUCUGUGUGUGUGAGCGCAUUAGAGAGCACGCUGAAUCAGUGUUUUAUCAAUAGGGCGUUUAUGUGACAGGACAGCGUAUGUGUUUGCGUGAGCAUGUGUGCGUUUGGUGAACAUACGGCAAAGAUAGUAUUUUAAUCACAAGGGACAGAGUGGGGGAUAAACGGAGAGAACGGCAUAGAGAAGCCUUUCUGCAGAGACCCUCCUCUCAGCGCCUCUCCCCUCCAGGCCUCUGGGCGGACAGACGGAGGUGAUGGAGCGAUGAAGGGACAGACAGAUGAAAGGAGGGAGGGAUGAAGGAGGACGUGGUGACGGAUGGACACACAUCGUCACACAGAGCCAGGAGGGAGAGAGAGAGGGAGCGGCCGUAGUCGGGCAAACAGCUAUUUCUGUGAGUGUGACAGCAGCAACUCCUCGACCUUCCAUAUGUCCCUCCACGUCUGUUCCACUGCCCCUUCGGGGUCCGAUCCUCAAUAUUUAACCCUUUUAUCGGACAAAGAAACAUUCGGCCGUGUGCAGGACUGAGAGGCACACAGGUGGAGGGGCUCAACGCUCGGGGAGGAGAAGACGCUGAAGGCAGAGUCAUGUGACGCCACCGGGCUCCACACUGAACUCUGGGCCACGAGGACCUGAGAGAAUGGAUGAGGGAGUGCGACGAAAACUUUGGAAUAUUUUAAUAGUGCGAGAUUAGGGAGCAAGCUUGUGAUUCAGAAGCUCAAAACUCCUCCUGCCUUCUGACGUCAAGGACCUUGUUUUUUUUUUUUUAUGUUCUUCCUCCGCUACCUGUUCUGUUAUUUUCCCCUUUUGUAAUGUUUGUUUUACUCUCGGCUUUCUCGGUUAUGCAUCAUCUUCGACAUGCUCGUCCCCAUCACCACUGCAGGCAGACUACAGCCGCGUUAAUCAGUAUCUGUGUCUCAAACCAAUACAUCCUCCUCCUCCUCCUCCGAGCACCAUCACGCAGCAGACACGCACACACAACGCAGCCCAACACAAACCUCUGCCAACCUUUGUUUCCCGCACACACACAGUCACAGUGUUGUGUCCCUUUCAUUUCACCAGCAUUAAUCAGAGGGAUUCUGUGCAGCUCUUCUUCCGCUUUGUUUUAAUGUUCAAACACACACGUGCGCCUGCACACACACACACACACACAUACACACGCACCUUCGGGCACUGAGGCAGCAGCAAACCAGGUUGAGCUUAAGGGGAGGAUGCGUGGUUGCCAUGGAGACACAGACCUGAUCACAUUAUUUUGUUUUCACCUUUACUGGAUACUUCCUGUUGUAUUAUUUUGAAUACUUUUUUUUCUAUUAAAAAUAAAAAUGCAGAAGCUCUUCA